This is a messenger RNA of Pyrgilauda ruficollis (rufous-necked snowfinch), 519 nucleotides long. Its product is annotated as UDP-GlcNAc:betaGal beta-1,3-N-acetylglucosaminyltransferase-like protein 1. The record is from RefSeq and is a predicted model, not a curated record. Lineage: Eukaryota; Metazoa; Chordata; Aves; Passeriformes; Passeridae. The transcript is spliced from 6 exons. Bases 1 to 519 code for a protein of 172 amino acids.
AUGGCGGAGCCGGGGAGAGCCGGCGGGAGCCCCGAGCCCCCCGUGCAGGUGUCUAUCAUUGUGCCUGUUCACAACAGUGAAUGCUGGUUAGAUGAAUGCCUGAAGUCAGUUUGGGAACAAGAUUUUAAAGGAACCAUGGAGCUGUCGAUUUUUAAUGAUGCCAGUAAGGAUUGUUCAGCUGAAAUAAUUGAAAAAUGGAAGAUCAAGUUGGAAGAAGUUGGUAUUUCAGUAAUCAUUGGAACCAACAAUUCCUCUCAGCCUCGAGGUGUUGGAUUUGCUAAAAAUCAAGCAGUAAUUCAGAGCUCAGGAACCUAUCUCUGCUUUCUGGAUUCAGAUGAUGUGAUGAUGCCACAGCGGGUUAGGCUGCAGCACGAAGUUGCCAUUCAACACCCAAACAGUAUUAUUGGUUGCCAAGUGAGAAGAGAGCCACUGGACUCCACUGAACGAUACACUCGCUGGAUCAAUAACCUCAGCCAGGAACAGCUCCUUACACAGGUAUCUCUGCUGCAGCUGGGCUGA